AUGAAUGACACAUGCAGUCUGCUGGGCAGUCCGCUGGGCAGUCCGCUGGGCAGCCUGCUGGGCAGUCCGCUGGGCAGUCUGCUGGGCAGUCCGCUGGGCAGUCCGCUGGGCAGUCCGCUGGGCAGCCUGCUGGGCAGCCUGCUGGGCAGUCCGCUGGGCAGUCCGCUGGGCAGUCCGCUGGGCAGUCCGCUGGGCAGUCCGCUGGGCAGUCCGCUGGGCAGUCCGCUGGGCAGUCCGCUGGGCAGUCCGCUGGGCAGCCUGUGA
Molecule: messenger RNA, 264 nt
Organism: Knipowitschia caucasica
Lineage: Eukaryota; Metazoa; Chordata; Actinopteri; Gobiiformes; Gobiidae
Source: the annotation of a GenBank genome assembly